Paramisgurnus dabryanus is the source of this 2953-nucleotide messenger RNA. It is a transcript of the gene fermt1, whose product is annotated as FERM domain containing kindlin 1. Gene Ontology annotation, cellular component: focal adhesion. NCBI's taxonomy places the organism in Eukaryota, Metazoa, Chordata, Actinopteri, Cypriniformes, Cobitidae. Gene Ontology annotation, molecular function: integrin binding. The record is from RefSeq and is a predicted model, not a curated record. Gene Ontology annotation, biological process: cell-matrix adhesion; integrin-mediated signaling pathway.
CUUUGCGGUAGUAUGAUUCGUAAAAUUGGCAGACUGGGCGGGGGUUUCUUUAGCCUGCACACCUGGACAGUAGGUCCGUUUCGCUUUCCCAAGGGAAAAACUUACGGAGCGCAUUGUGGCUGAAUCAUGGUCACCGCAGCAGAAUACGGACACAACUCCUGGGAGCUCACCAUUCAGGUGGACCAGCGUGAGGGAGAUGAGGGUAUGAAGUUUAAGUUACGGGUGAAAGGGGAUCUACACGUUGGAGGUCUCAUGCUGAAACUCGUGGAGAAGAUCAAGGCUCCUCAGGAUUGGUCCGAUCACGCCAUCUGGUGGGAACAGAGGAACUGCUGGCUGCUAAAGACCCACUGGACUCUUGAUAAAUAUGGAGUCCAGGCAGAUGCUGACCUGCGUUACACCCCACAACACAAACCCCUCUGUCUACAGCUGCCCAACAUGAAGACCAUUAAACUUCCUGUUAGCUUCUCUGUCGUGGUUUUCAAGGCUGUAGCGGAGAUUUGCAAAACACUCAACAUUAGAAGAUCUGAAGAACUUUCCCUACUAAAACCACAAGAUGAUCAAAAGAAAAAGAAAAAAGACAAGGGUACAGAGUCAAACAUAGAUGAAAUCUUAAACAUGGACAUAACCAGCGGCAUGAAUAAAGGAGCCCUCGGUCUGUACAGUAAAACCAUGACUCCGACCUACGACCCAGACAGCGGGUCGCCUGCGUCUGCCACCAGUCUUUGGUUUGGAGAUAGUCCUCUUACAGCCAGCCAGCCGAACCUGCCACCUGAGGAACUGGCCAAGUUAUACAAACCUCUUACGCUGGAGGACAAAGCAGCCAUUUACUCUGGGUGGCUCGAUUCAUCUCGCUCAUUGAUGGAACAGGGAAUCCAAGAAAACGACAGACUCUUGCUGCGAUUUAAGUACCACUGCUUCUUUGACCUCAAUCCAAAGUAUGAUGCUGUGAGAAUCACUCAGUUAUAUGAGCAGGCCCGCUGGGCCAUACUGCUGGAGGAAAUCGACUGCACUGAUGAAGAGAUGCUAAUGUUUGCUUCUCUACAGUAUCACAUCUGUAAAUUGACAUUGACAGCUGAGCCACUAGCACAAUCUGACGAACCAGAGAUCGACGAAGUGGAAGCCGCCCUCUCAAAUUUGGAAUUUACACUGGAGGGCCGGAAUGCUGAGAAGAUCCUGGAAGAUAUCACAGACAUUCCAAAGUUGGAGGAUACACUUAAAUUGUUUAGGCCCAAACGAUUGACGUUAAAGCCGUAUAAAGAGUACUGGUUUGUUUUUAAAGACACCACCAUUUCUUAUUACAAAAACAAACAGGCCGCUUGUAAAGAACCCAUUGAGCAACUUCAUCUACGAGGAUGUGAGGUCAUCCCCGAUGUCAAUGUGACUGAGAGGAAGUUCGGCAUGAAGCUUCUGCUCCCGGUGGCCGACGGAAUGAACGAGGUUUACAUUCGCUGUGAAAACGAAACGCAAUACGCCAGAUGGAAAGCUGCCUGCAUGUUGGCCUCUAAAGGAAAGACUAUGGCCUACAGUUCGUACCGCACAGAGGUGAAGAACAUCCAGUCAUUCCUGCAGAUGAAGAGUUUAGCGCCCCCUCCUGGCCAGGCAGCACCUGAUGUGGAGUCCAUGGAGAUGAACGCGGAGUGUUUUGUUUCUCCUCGAUACGCAAAGAAGUACAAGCCGAAACAGCUGACAUCACGAAUCUUGGAGGCACAUCACAACAUUUCCCAGCUCUCACUUAUGGAGGCCAAACUGCGUUUCAUCCAAGCAUGGCAGUCCCUGCCAGAAUUUGGCAUCAAGUAUUAUAUUGUCAGAUUUAGAGGGAGCAGGAAAGAUGAAAUACUGGGAAUCUCCUCUACCAGGCUGAUUCGCAUUGACAUGUCCACUCGUCUGCCGGUGACCACCUGGAGGUUUGCCAACAUGAAACAAUGGAACGUCAACUGGGAAAUCCGACAGGUGGCCAUCGAAUUUGAUCAGAAUGUUUCGGUGGCUUUUUCCUGCCAAAGCUGUGACUGCAAAGUGGUUCACGAGUACAUCGGAGGCUACAUUUUCCUUUCGACGCGCUCAAAAGACCAAAAUGAAACCUUAGAUGAAGAACUCUUCCACAAACUUACGGGAGGACAAGACUGAGCGCAUUAUCACUAGUGUAUUUGAAAUGUAAUUAAUCUAAAUGGAUGUAGGAUUUUGUGAUUAUUAUUUGUUUCAGUGACUGACCCUUUUAUGAUUUGUUUGACAUUUAAACAUUGUACACUGCAAUACGCUAACAUUGAUGUACAAAGAAAAAAAGAGUAGCUACAUUUGGCCAGAAUUGCAUCAGUGAGAAAGGAAAGAUGAGCAAUGGGAAUGGUACCACACCAAUCAUUAUAAAUCUAUCAUUUUAUUGAUACCAAAAACAUCAUAAUCCUUUCAUUUAUUGGUUUUAUUUCAUGUAAGAUGAUACUUACUUUCACAAGCCACCAAAUGUAACUGUAUAAUAAGUAGAUCUGGCUAAGACAAAUGUCCUCUGCAAUAAAAGACCAGUAAAUUACAAUUAGGUAUUCAUCUUUAGUGUUUUAUCUUAAUAAAUCCUUCAUAUGGUACCAUUUUCAUCGUUCUAAAUGUUUGUGGAGAAGUUAGGAGGCAUCAUGAUCAUCAGACACUUCCCUCCCUUGUAGGCAAAUACUCACCUGUGUAUAGAUCAUUAUAAAUCUUCAUCUUGAUGAAGAUUUUAUCAUAUUUCUAAUCGAAAUUUGUAAACAAUUAAUACUUUUAUCUCAGAGGUCCAUAGUUUCCCAAAAUUUGUAGAUCAGUGAUGUUUUUGAUAGCCUAUACAGAGGGGUUCAGGUGAAACUUUAGUAGAUUUCUUUAAAGAUUUUUCUAAGACCAAGUGCUUUUAACCGUUUUUUUGUUAUGUGUCAUGUAAUUUUUUGUUUAUUGCCUAUGUUGACAUGAAAAUUAAAUAAAUAUUUCAUGUGUAGGA